AUGACAAAAGCAUUGCAUAUAGAGGAGGAAUAUUGGAAACAGAAAUCUAGCAUGACAUGGUUCCAAGAAAGAGAUAAAAAUUCUAAAUUCUUUCAUUCAAAUGUUAAAAGAAGGAGUAAAAGGCUGCAGUUGAAAAGAAUACAUGAUUCUCAGGAUGAGCAGAAUGAAGAAUUGACUGCUGAUCCUACUAUGGAAGAAGUCAAACAUGCAGUGUUUGGCUUGAAUAAUGUAAGUGCUGGAGGGCCUGAUGGUUUUACAGGCAAUGUUCUUUCAAGCAUAGGACAUGAACUUCCAAGGUACAUAACUCACACAAAUUUGGUGCUAUUGCCUAAGAAGCAGGAUGUGCAGACCUUUGGUGACAUGAGACCAAUAAGUUUGAGCAACUUUGUUAAUAAGAUUUUCUCUAGAGUUAUACAUGAAAGGAUGGUUCACCUACUGCCUGAUUUAAUAUCUCAGAAUCAAGCAGGUUUUGUGAGGGGAAGGAGUAUAGUAGAGAAUAUCUUGUUGACACAGGAGAUUAUUACUGAUAUUAGACUCAGAACCAAGAAAAGGAAUCAGGUUGUGCCUAAUGUAGUGAUGAAACUUGACAUGACAAAAGCCUAUGAUAGGCUGUCAUGGAUAUUUCUCACAAAAGUGAUGAGGAAAAUGGGAUUUUGUGAGACGUUCAUAAGUUUCAUAUAUGAACUAGUUGGGAAUAACUGGUAUUCUGUGUUUAUCAAUGGCCAACCAGAUGGUUUCUUUCAUUCAACUAGGGGUGUUAAGCAGGGUGACCCUUUGUCUCCUACACUAUUCAUCAUUGCAGCUGAAGUUUUGUCAAGGGCCUUAAAUUCAUUGCAUAAUAACUUGUGGUUUAUUGGUUUUGGCUUACCUAAGUGGAGUCCAAAAAUCAAUCAUCUUGCCUAUGCAGAUGAUACCAUCAUUUUCACAUCAUCAUGUGAGAUUUCAUUAGGCUUGAUUAUGAGGGUAUUGGCUGAGUAUGAAGCAGCCUCAGGAGAGUUGAUCAACAAAGCAAAGAGUUCUGUGUACUUACAUGAUAGGGUAGAAGAGGAGAUAUUUCAAAAGGUGGAAAGGCUAAUUGGUAUUUCUAGGAAGGAGUUUCCUCUGAUUUACCUUGGCUGCCCUAUAUAUUACAUCAGGAGUAAGAUGGCAUUCUACUCAGAAAUGCUUGCAAAGGUAAGAAACAGGCUGCAGAGUUGGAAAGGAAAACUUUUGUCCCUUGGAGGAAGGGCAGUACUCCUACAACAUGUGCUGCAGGCAAUGCCUAUACACCUAUUGGCAGCUGUGGAUCCUCCAUCUUUUGAGGGAGGUUUGGGAUUUAGAUCACUUGCAGACAUAUCAAUAGCCUUGUUUGCUAAGUUAUGGUGGAACUUCAGGACUAAACCAUCCUUAUGGAGUGCUUUCAUGAGCAACAAAUAUUUAAAGAAGAAUAAUUCAAUUCUUGUCCCUUGGAAACAAGGGUCUGAUGUAUGGAGGAAAAUGUUGCAGGCUAGGGACCUGAUGGAUCAUCAAAUUUGGUGGCAGCUGAGAAUGGGCUCUUCAUUAUUCUGGUUUGAUAACUGGUCUGGUAUAGGCCCAUUAUAUUUCAUUGUCCCUCCUGAAUUUCAAUGUAAUGAAGCCAUAGAGAAUGUGUCUGAUGUAGUUACUGAUGGUAGGUGGCAUGUACCUGCCAUCAGAAAUAAUUUGCCUGAGGAUUUGGCUGAAUACAUCUUGCAUGAAGUAAAACCACCUGCUAAACCUGGAGAGAUUGAUAAGCCUUGGUGGAUGUUGGAGAAAAAUAGAGAAUUUAGUGUUAAAUAUGUAUGGGAAUAUUUAAAGAGUAAAGGUGAAAAGAAGGAGGUGUACAAGAAAAUUUGGGUCAAGGGACUGCCAUUCAAAAUAGCUUUUUUGAUGUGGAGAGUAUGGCAUUUCAAAAUUCCUCUUGAUGAGGUAGUAAAGAGUUGGGGAUAUCAUAUGCCUUCCAGGUGCUUUUGUUGUGUAGAACUAAACGAAGAGACUGUUCCCCAUAUAUUCUUGAGAAGUACCACUGCACAAGCAACAUGGAAAUAUUUUUGUGCAGCAGCUGGAAUAAAUGUUGAUGGUAUACACUUGCAUCAGCUUUGGAAGAAAAGAAAUGGAGAUAAGCAUAGGGACAAGGUGUCAACUAGCAGAGUUAUUUAUCAGGCUUCUACUGAUAUUCAGCAGUUGGUGAGAAGUAGGAAGCCUGGAAUCAAAAACAUUCCACAUAGGUGGCAUGACAUUCUGAAGAUGUUGGAACAGUUUGUGCCAAAAUUACAAGUCACCAAGGUCAUGUGGAAAUUUCCACCUGGGGGGGAUCUAAUAUAUGCAGAGGCUAGGAGAAUGGGAGAGUGUACAAAUACUGAAUCAGAGGCUAAAGCACUUCUGCAGGCUGCAAGAUAUUGCUUAUCCAAACAUGUCUAUUCCUUCUAUAUGGAAACUGAUUCUUUACUAUUAAAGAAUAUUUUGGAUAGAGAGUGGAAGCCUCCAUGGAACAUUACAUUUGAGGUUGAGGAGCUACUAGAUAUCAUGAACCAUGCAGAGGUACAGGUUUUGCAUAUUAUGAGAGAGGGUAACCAGUUGGCUGAUCAUCUUGCCAACUAUGCCCUUGAUCAUGGAGAGGUAGAGGUCAACUCAUUUGCAGAACUGGAAUCAAAGGGAAGAAAAAUUCUUAAUAGUGACAAGCUUCAGUGUCCCUAUUUAAGAAUCAGAACAAAAAGGAAAUAUUGCGGAUGGAGUCAGAUUUGGAGUCCAUCAGGUUACAAACUUUGCGGUGGGAACAAGGUACAACACAUCAGGAAGAUUCAUACUUUGAAUCAUAUCUGUCAUGAUAUUGAACAGAAAUGGUUCAAUGGAGAGGAGAUCAAUGCUACUUUGAUUCUUACACAGAACAUGAUAAGAUGGAAAUUGCAGAAGCAUUGCACACACAUGAACUCUUUGGUAUCAAGGCUGCAGUGUGUGGUAUCAGCACUUGGUGCUCAUUCCACUUCAAAUUUGGUAUCAAGGAAGGAGUGUGGUGAGAUUCAUGAAGGUUUUGAAGGCAGGAGGAUAGAUAUUGAUAAUUCAAGUACAGACAACUGGCUUGAAUAUGAAUUUGAGGGUCCUGUGCAAUAG
Messenger RNA from Lycium barbarum (goji berry), 3108 nucleotides. RefSeq lists its product as uncharacterized. The record is from RefSeq and is a predicted model, not a curated record. Bases 1 to 3108 code for a protein of 1035 amino acids. NCBI's taxonomy places the organism in Eukaryota, Viridiplantae, Streptophyta, Magnoliopsida, Solanales, Solanaceae. Gene Ontology annotation, molecular function: RNA-DNA hybrid ribonuclease activity; nucleic acid binding. The transcript has 8 exons.